UUUCGUAUAUAGUAGGCUAGACAAUCGACCCAUUACUUGUCGCAGGCUGGUGACGUCUCCGGAGGCAUGGCAGCAGCGAGCGCUAGAGCCCUUGCUGCCGCGGUUUCAGCUCUCCUCGCGGCCGCUGUAUUACUCGCCUCGCCGUCGCCGGUCGCCGCGGAGGAGGGGUGCACGCGGCGGCCGGUUGUGUUCGCGUUCGGCGACUCGAACACGGACACGGGCGGCACCGCGGCGGCGCUUGGGAGCUACCUCCCGCUCCCGGAGGGCCGCACCCAUUUCCGCCGCUCCACCGGACGGCUCUGCGACGGCCGCCUCGUCAUGGACUACCUCUGUGAGAGCCUGAACAUGAGCUACCUGAGCCCGUACAUGGAGGCGCUGGGCUCCGACUUCGGCAACGGCGCCAACUUCGCCAUCGCCGGCUCGGGCACCAUGCCGCGUGACAGGCCCUUUGCUCUCCACGUCCAGGUGCAGCAGUUCGUCCACUUCAAGCAGCGCUCCCUCCAGCUCAUCUCCCAUGGCGAGAAGGCUCCGGUGGACGCGGAGGGUUUCCGGAACGCGCUCUACCUCAUCGACAUAGGGCAGAACGACCUCUCCGCCGCCUUCUCCAGCGGGCUGACCUACGAUCACGUGGUCCAUCAUAGGAUCCCGGCCAUGCUAUCUGAGAUACAGGAUGCUAUUGUGACUCUGUUCUACGAUGGAGCCAAGAACUUUUGGGUCCAUGGCACCGGUCCGCUGGGCUGCCUGCCCCAGAAGCUCGCCGAGCUCAGGAACGACGACGACGGCGGUGAUCUCGACGACAGCGGCUGCCUCAGAACGCUCAACAACGCUUCCCACGAGUUCAACGACCAGCUCAGCUCCGUCUGCCACAAGCUUACGUCGCAGCUCAAGGGCUCCACCAUCGUGUACACCGACGUCCUGUCCAUCAAGUACGACCUCGUCGCCAACCACAGCGGCUACGGGUUUGAGGAGCCGCUCAUGGCGUGCUGCGGCUACGGCGGGCCGCCUUACAACUACAACGCCAACGUGAGCUGCCUCGAUCCCGGCUACCGGGUGUGCGAGGACGGCGGCAAGUUCGUCAGCUGGGACGGAGUGCACUACACCGACGCCGCAAACGCUGUCGUCGCGGCCAAGAUUCUCUCGGCGGAGUUCUCCACUCCCAAUGUGCCCUUCGGCUACUUCUGCAAGACAUGAUGGAUGCUACGUACCAGUAGACCGAACCAGACACACGCAGACCGCCGAUUUGGUGAUCUGAGUUGAGAGGACUCUAUGUGUUGCAUGUUGUGGUUGAGAUCAUGCAUAGCCUAGGGCAACUAAUAGGCGAUGAAUCGACUUGCCAGUAAGAACGCAUCCUUUAGAUAAAUUUGAAAAGUUCAGCCACUAGAAAGAGUAUGGUGAGUAUUGUGCUUCCAACGAAUUUUACUUUCACUGUUUCACUACUCGUAACAAGAUGAUAGUUUAUGGUUGAUAGAUGACAUUUUCAAGUGAAAAAAUUGAUGUCAUUUUAGGACCUAGCAUGGUCUCUAACUUGCCCGUGAUCGUUUCGGGGUUUUGUUUCUUUUU
This is a messenger RNA of Triticum aestivum (bread wheat), 1560 nucleotides long. RefSeq names its product GDSL esterase/lipase At1g09390. Bases 67 to 1191 code for a protein of 374 amino acids. The record is from RefSeq and is a predicted model, not a curated record. The transcript has 5 exons. Gene Ontology annotation, molecular function: hydrolase activity, acting on ester bonds. Lineage: Eukaryota; Viridiplantae; Streptophyta; Magnoliopsida; Poales; Poaceae.